UUUUCCGCGGUGAAUUGUGGGUAAAUUUGAACGCCAUGUUUGUUUUCUGUUAAAAGUGGAAUGUUUAGAGAGAGUGCCAAAAUAGUGCUUAUACUUUCGACUUCUUUAUAUCGAGAGCUUGACAGUUUCUUCAACUAAUGAUCAAGAAAAUAUAAGUUUGCAUUUUAUAAUCAAAAAACAUCUUUUUGUCUUGGAACGUAAACAGACCGUCAGCUAGCUUCAAGAGAAUACUGUCAAGGCCAUAUAGUGAAAAAAGACCAGCUGGCGAAAAUAUGGCAGUUGUGAUAGAUUUUAACCUUUGAUUAUGGUUAUACAGCUGUCCAAAUCCGUUUCAAAGCUUAUCUACAUUCAUUAACCCAUUAAUAAACUGGAAAAUAUGUAACAAACCAUGGCCAGGUAGUUCAUGUUUCAACAGUUUUGGACUGUUUUGUUUCUUAUGAAGAUUUGAUUAUAAAUUGCUGAAAUAUAAUUAUGAGUACAUGACUGUGGCUAAAUAAAUGAGCGAGGGUUAUCCUCUGGGAUAAGUGCCACGCCAUUUGUCUCUGCGUGGUAUGUUUGAUUGCAGUCCAAUGAUUGACUAGUGGUUGAAUCCGAGUGUUUGUGUUGUGAAAAUACUGAUCACUUUGUGCAAGUGCCUUAAAUGUUGGAACUUUCUAUGAAAUUGUUAGAAGUGCAUCUGAAAAAGAAACAGUCUUCUGAAUUGUGGAUACAGAUUACGUUUAAGAAAAAUUUCCACAGACCUUCAUCAUCAUCAUCAUGAUGUGAUGGCAGCACAUAACGCUCCCAAGCACGACUUUGCACCAGCCUGGCUCAAGAUUCCGUCACAAGAGAAUCCCAAGCCAGCAGGGCCUAAAACGAUAGAGAAUGAUAAAUCUGCAAGAACACGUCCUAACUAUUACAACAGACAUCAAAGCUACGCAGAACUUCAUAGACAAAACUCAUUCGAAAACUAUUAUGAUGGUAAAAGACGAGGCCCUCCUAGACACCACUCAGUAGAUGAUGAUUUUUACCCCUACCCUCCCUAUGGUCACUAUGGCUAUUACAAUGGCUAUGGCAUGCACUACAACUCCAAUCCAUCCAUCUUCAGACCUCCCCCAAACAGAGAGGCCAAAUAUCCCCAGCACCCCAAUAUGCGUUAUAGCCAGAUGAAUGGUGCCUAUCCAGGAUACUAUGAUCUAUAUGCUGGUCCAUUUGAUUACUAUGGAGAGCAGCCAUUCUUUAGUAGUUAUCCCAGCAACAGAAACUCCAAGAAAAGUCAUUACGAGAAGGAAGGAAGAUCAAAUUCUAAGGAAGGAAAAGACAAAGAUGCUAAUGAGAAAUCUAAGACCAAGGAUGAUGAGGAUGGAGAAAAGCCCUCAUUUCAAGAGGAUUUUCCUUCACUCAAUGGAGAUGAAAACAAUGAAAAAACCAACAAGAUAGCAAAUGGUGGAAGUGUUUGGGAACAUCCUCCUCAUGGGAAAAAUAAUACUUCAAAAUUUGGAGAUCGUGGACCAUCAUCCAACAUUUAUAAAUCACUUGUGCCAAAUAAGCUCCAGGGUUCUGUGAAUAGGAAACCAAAGGAGAAUGUCCGCUUUAAUGGAGGAUUUGCAAGUAGCAGCAAACCACUAACACCACCCGGAGUGACCCCGAGUAAAGAGGGAUCACGACAGUCUCCCACUCCACCCAUGGAGAUCCUGAACACACGGCUUGUCACUCAGCCAAGGAAUCUUGGGGACAAGAAAAGUGAAUUUCUUAGGGCUCUGCGACGAGAAAAUUCAGGGUAUUCACCAGAAGAUACACAAAGAACUGGAGGAAAGGGUGAGGGUUUGGAUACAGUCACGAAUGGCAUCAGUGACCUGGGAAUGGAUGACAACCAAGAGGGCCUUCUAUCAAGUUCUUUGGAAGCUGAACAAAGGUUGCUGAAGGAAAUGGGAUGGACUGAAAGUGAUGAAGAGGAGUAUGUGAUCACGGAAGAUGAGAAAAAAGAGUUCCAAGACAGAUGCUCUAAACAGACCACAAUUCAAAAAAAUAAUGGCAGGUUGCAGAAAGCUCUCAGCCCAAAACAUGUUCCAAUUUAUCAGCCCAAUGUUCUGGAACUUAAUGACACUAUAUCCUCAUCCGAUUCCGACACUGACGACAACGCAUGAUAAGGGAGCCUUCCACUUCAUCCUCAUCACACAUAUCUUGUGCCACAAGUCAUGCACUGGGUGCAUUGUCUACCCAACUGUCUCUGCUAGUCCAGUGAAUUUUCUUCUCGUGAAGGAUUUAUUUCUGUAGAUAAAACUAAAACAAGCACUUUUUGCUGUUAUGGCAAUGUCAUUAAUCAUUGAUAUAUGAUAAACAUAUUUAGGAGGAGUGAAUUUGUACAAGAUUUAUUCCUUGAUUUUGACAAAUAUAUAAGCAUGUGGAAAUUAGUAAUGUCUUGUUUGAUUUGGUGGGGUUUAUUGAGCUCAGAUGUACAUGGAACAGAUAAAUAAUGGAUAGAUUUCAGGAGCAUAUCAUAUAUGAUUAAAUCUGAUUUUUGGAUUUAGAAUUUUACAUGCUAUUUUUCUACCCUUAGCUCAUUCUUUUGGAAUGUGGAAUAAUUUUGGAAUAUAGUUGAGUAUUUUGGCUUUGAUAAAACACAUUUUCAAAUUAUUUUUAAAAUCUUGCCUACACAUCAAAAUGUAAAUAUAUUUAUAUACAUGUAUCUUGAAUUUUCCUUCUUUUUUUUUCAAUUUUCACAUGUAUUAUUUUGUACACAUUGAGAGGGAAUCUUGUAGAAUUUCAGGCAUUUUGAAAUAGCAUCUAAGUCAAACUAUAUCAUUAUCACUUUGCUCAAAUACAUAUAAAGCACAUUGAUUAUAACUUUGCAUGAAUUAUUGCCAGGCAUGAUUGAUAUCAGCUUUAAGAAGUACUGAAAACAUAGUCAUAACGUGCUCAAAUUUCCAUGUUGAACUUAAUUUUGCAUGAUGCAAAAUUUGAACGGUUUCUGGUGUAUUGAAUUGUUUGAAUUGAAUCUUGUUUUGAGAAAUGGUUAAGAUUUAUCCUACAUAGUGUAUUUUAAUUAUGUUUGUAUUUUAUGAUGUGAUGGAAUAAUCUGUAGGUUUUCAAUACUGGGUAAUUAAGAAAAAAAUUGUAUAUUUUUGUUUUUGGUCCAAAAAAAAUUAAUGCCAUAAUGGGGAAAAAAUUCCUUUAUAAUGCAUGCUAUUAUAUUUUAUAGUUCCGUAUAAAUGUUCCCUGUUCAUAAUUUCUACUGCCCUAAUGAGAGAGUUGUGUAAAACUUGGUGUUACAUAAACGUGAACUGGUGAUGUUACAGAUUCUAAUAUCAGUAAUUAGGGAAUUAUCAUACGGUUAUAGGUGUUGUACCUUACUUGAUUUGCUAGAAGAUGCGUGUACCAUGCUGAUAUUGCAAUCAACAUAUACCAUACAAUACAGAACUUGAAAUUUUUUUACAAGAAUUGGUAUUUGGAGACCAAAAUUGAAAAAUGAUCCACGAAAGACAUGUUAGAGGUUUUGACCUAUGCCUUGAUAAAUAGAGUUUUAGGGCAGAGCCAUAUUUCUUUUUGUGGCAAUAUUUUUUUCUGAUUUGUUAAUGUCAAGUGAUUGUGAAGAGUUUAGUCCUUGUUAGUUCAGCAUAUCUGAUUGUUAAAGUUAUGAAUGAAAGAUUAUUUUUGUAGCAAAACAUUGUUUGAAGGAGUAGUAAAAUAACUGUUAUCCAUUUUAUUGAAAUGACCAAGGCCCGACAGUAUUUUGUAGAACUUGGUGGGUUUUUUAUAUAUGACAGAAAUCUUAGAAGUACAGUAUUAAUGUAUAAACAUAUAUUUUUGUCACUGAAAUGUUCGUUUAGCUUGCUGGAUGAAUGCAAUAUUUUAUCAACUUAAAGUAGCAGCCCACCUAAGAAAUCAUGCAAUAUUGAAUAAACUAUUUAUCAUAAAAGUGCCCACAAAUUAUUUUUUUAAUAUUUUAUAGUACUAUUGAUAUACAUCACAAUAAUCAUAGUUAUUGAUAAACUGUUGGCACAGGAAUGAUAAUUGACAGAAAGUUUCUGAAAGUAUAUAGUUAUCUGUCCUUUAUUUAAAAAAUAAAAAGAAAUUGACAACUUUUAAGAGCUAUCUUGCUUGCACAAUAGCCAUACUACAAACCAGUUAAAUUUUUGGUACUUGAGGAACAAAAUGUUAGGGAAAACAUUAAUAUAUUAUCUUUUCAUUGGUAAAUUACAUCUACAUGAUGAUACUUACUUGGACUGCUACUUAAAACAGUUCUUUCAUUUGCAAGAAAAUGGCAGCAGUAUAUGAUUUUUUUUAAAAACCAAACACCCAUAAAUCAUUACACAUUACUCUUGAAAUAUAUUUGAAUGCACACAUUUUAUUUAUUCAAAGACUAAAUGAAAUAUAUCUCAGUCUCUCAGUGAACCAUUAUAUAAGGCAAUUAUUUUAUUAAUGGUGUAUUUUCUUGGAUUCUGUCUGGUAAACGCAACAUGUAAAGCUUGAGAUUUGGUGGUGCAUCAAUGACAGUUCUAUAAAAUGUAUGCAUGUAUUGUACACAACCUUAUGCUGAGUUUUGACAUACAGAAGUACUGUGUUAUCUUCGCUCUGUGGAAGCACAAACUUGUAGUAUACAUCACAUAUUUCACAGACCUCACUUUUGUAGCCAUGUUAUUUUUGUACCACGUAGUUAUUGUGAAGUUUUAAAUUGGAACAUGACCUCACUGAUAAGGGUAUGUAAAUUGAACUAUGCAAGGAUAGUGAUAGGGCAUGAUGACGGAGCCUUUGUUGAAAUUGGAGAGUCUUUGUCACAAAAUGAAAACUUUGAAAGUUAUUAAUGAUGCUACUGUUUAGUAAGCUCCACAAUAUAAUAUAAAGGGCAGACAUAAGCUGUGCUAAUGUUUUGCUGUAAUGUCUUGUUCAAAGUUUACUUCAAAAACGUUUUCAUCAAUUUUAGUUUUCUUCCCUUCAUGGGUUUGAUGAUUAGGUGAAAAUCCCUUAAUUUACCACAAGAGAUGGUUUAUAUUUUUCUUUUAUUUUUUAUGAUAUACAUAUUCUUAUCAGAAAUUCAGGUACAAUUGUAUAACCAAUGGAAAUUUACUGAUCUCCUCUAUUAAUUUACAAAUACUGCUGCCGUGAUGUUUAAUUUUUUCCUCCUGUCUGUCCACCUCUGAAUAGGAACAAUUAUAUAUGAACCAGUACAUGUAUUUUAAAAGUUUUUAUUGUGAUAAAAUAAUUGACAUGUAAAAACAUAACCACUUCAUGAAUCUACAUUGCCAAUUUGUUUUACCCAUUACAAAUAAUGCCAAUUUGUUUUACCCAUUACAUAUAAUUUAAGCACUUGGCACAUUUUCCCAAACAAUUAUGUUGACACAAGAUGACUAAUACAGACAGUGGACUGGAGCACAAAACUUACAUGUACAUGGGCUAUGAUAAGUGGUCCAACAGAUCUGAUGCUAUAAAUCACAUUAUGCAGUUUUGUUUCUAUUUCUGUGGGUUUUUUUUAAAACAACAUGUUUUUGAUAAGUUCAACAUUCUAUCAGUGUGGUACGGAGGUUGAGUUUGUAUCUUAUGACCGUUGGUUGAUGGUUGGGUUUGAUUGGUUCCCUUCAUUUUUAAUUUUUGUAGCAAUAGGUUCGAGUCCUGUUUAUAAUCAGGUAAAUAAGACUUUUCUAAGGAUAUCCCCUGGUGAACAGAGGGCCAUAUUUUUUUUUUUCUUGAUUACCAAUCAGAAGAAAAUUUGUACAUCUAGUUUAAAGAUGUUUAUACAGGUUUUAUUUUUGCUUCACUGCAGCUAUUUCAUAUGGAAAUAAAAGACUGCAAUUUG
Ostrea edulis (European flat oyster) is the source of this 5773-nucleotide messenger RNA. RefSeq names its product vasculin-like protein 1. Gene Ontology annotation, biological process: DNA-templated transcription; positive regulation of DNA-templated transcription. Gene Ontology annotation, cellular component: nucleus. Gene Ontology annotation, molecular function: RNA binding; DNA binding. The transcript is spliced from 13 exons. The record is from RefSeq and is a predicted model, not a curated record. Lineage: Eukaryota; Metazoa; Mollusca; Bivalvia; Ostreida; Ostreidae. Bases 765 to 2126 code for a protein of 453 amino acids.